This is a messenger RNA of Iphiclides podalirius (scarce swallowtail), 234 nucleotides long. NCBI's taxonomy places the organism in Eukaryota, Metazoa, Arthropoda, Insecta, Lepidoptera, Papilionidae. The record is from the annotation of a GenBank genome assembly.
AUGGGAUGCGGAGUCCUCAUCUCUCCCUCCGCAAUGUUUGCAGCUCGAGGUCGCCUCAAGCCCGAUCUUAUACAGAUAAUUACCGAAACAUCCAUUUCCGGUAAUUAUGCGUGUAAGUCUAUAAGUGAAUCUACCUCCUCGACGAUCCAUCCAGGCUUCGAAUACCGGAAGGAAAGCUCCAACAACGCGUUUUCGCGCAUAACGCUCUUCACAGAGCCGAGCGCGCCACAUUGC